CCCUUAGACUCAAGGUUCAACUCAAGGUUCGUUGAUAAAACAAGCAGCAUUUUACACUUCAAACUAAAGAGUAAACAGCAUGGCAGGGACCGUGAAGAAGCUUUGUGAUCUGUCCGCCAAACUUUUGUCAGGGGAGCUCCUGAAUUUUUCGUCUCUCAAAGGUAAAGUUGUGCUCAUUGAAAAUGUGGCGUCGCUUUGAGGCACAACGGUCAGGGAUUACACCCAGAUGAACGAGCUCCACAGCCGCUAUGCUGACCAGGGGCUGGUGAUUCUGGGCGCUCCCUGCAACCAGUUCGGACAUCAGGAGAACUGCAAGAAUGAUGAAAUCCUGCUGUCUCUGAAGUACGUCCGGCCGGGAAAUGGCUUCGAGCCCAAAUUUCAGCUUUUGGAGAAGAUGGAAGUGAACGGUGAGAACGCCCACCCUCUAUUUGUGUUCCUGAAGGGGAAGCUCCCUCAUCCCAGUGAUGACGCUGUGUCCCUGAUGGGUGAUCCCAAAUCGAUCCUCUGGAGUCCCGUGAGCAGGAAUGACAUCUCCUGGAACUUUGAGAAGUUUCUCAUCGGCCCGGACGGGGAACCGUUCAAGCGCUACAGCAGAAGGUUCCUCACCAGCGACAUCGAAGCAGAUAUCAAAGAGCUUCUCAAGAGGACCAAGUAAACCUGGAAGGCGGCCUCCUCGUGUUUGGCCACGCAAGAUAGACCGUCCAUUCCAUAUCUCAUGUAGCCAUUGCUUCUUAAAUAAGAUUGUUGUUUGAUAUAUGCCGACUGUGCAGACAUGAUUAAAGUGCGACUGUUUUUUCGACUGUUUACUUAAUGAAGAUGCUUCCUAAACCUUUCUGAGGGAAGUUUCUGAUGUAACUGUAAAUGUUUAUUAUAAUAGUUGUAUUUUAUCCAUGAACUGCACAGCUUGGGUUUUAUCUUUCAACUUUUAACUCAAAAUAAAAAAAUAAAAUAAAAA
Molecule: messenger RNA, 955 nt
Organism: Rhinichthys klamathensis goyatoka
Lineage: Eukaryota; Metazoa; Chordata; Actinopteri; Cypriniformes; Leuciscidae
Gene: gpx1a
Product: glutathione peroxidase 1a
Exons: 2
Biological process (GO): response to hydrogen peroxide; hydrogen peroxide catabolic process; response to selenium ion
Cellular component (GO): mitochondrion; cytosol
Molecular function (GO): glutathione peroxidase activity
Source: RefSeq, a predicted model, not a curated record